Molecule: messenger RNA, 1592 nt
Organism: Suillus plorans
Lineage: Eukaryota; Fungi; Basidiomycota; Agaricomycetes; Boletales; Suillaceae
Product: adenosine deaminase/editase
Exons: 7
Coding region: 221-1447 (408 amino acids)
Biological process (GO): RNA processing; adenosine to inosine editing
Cellular component (GO): cytoplasm; nucleolus
Molecular function (GO): double-stranded RNA binding; double-stranded RNA adenosine deaminase activity; tRNA-specific adenosine deaminase activity
Source: RefSeq, a predicted model, not a curated record
GUACUAUUCAGAAGCUCCACCAUGGGAAUGAUGUGGUUGUCUACGGUGGAUAAGUGGAACUUGCAUCGUCAUGAUAUCCACCGGUGAAGUGAUUUGCGCCCGCCCGUGGGGCUGAGGGCUGUCAUGGGUUGUCAUCUUGUGCUGCGGCCGAUAUGAUGCCAGAUUUACGGCUUGUUUGUGAUUAUUUGUAGAGAUUCGAGAAACCGCGGUGAUCAUCUGCAUGUUUUCAGAUGAGGAUACAACCCUCGUUCAUGCCGUGCAGAAGCAAUAUGCUUCCCUGAACCUCAAGUUACCAACCGGAACUUUCACGAUUCUAGCUGCAAUCGCCUUGAUUUCGUCUGAUUCUUUAACAAUUCAGCCAAAGAUCAUCGGAUUAGCUACGGGAUGCAAGUGCCUUCCAAAGGACAAGCUUCCCCUGCAAGGCGAGGCUGUGCAUGAUAGUCAUGCAGAAGUUCUCGCUCGCCGCUGCGCCAUUCGCUGGUUGAUCGAAGAGAUCGGUAGGGCGGCCUCUGGUGGAUCGCAUUGGCAUUCUGCGUGGAUAACAAAAAUGGCAGAUGAUCGCUAUCGUCUUAAAGACGGCGUCUACAUGAUCAUGUAUAUAUCGACACUUCCUUGCGGAGACGCUUCUAUGCGGUUCCUCGCUACCUUCCAAGAUGAGGAGAUGGCGGCACUGAAGGACUCUGCAGUGUUCCCACCUUUGGCCCCCGAUGUUGCGUCCAGAGGGCGAGAUAAUUACUCCCUUUUCGGUGUUCUCCGUACGAAGCCCGGGCGUGCUGACUCUCCUCAGACACUGUCGUUGUCUUGCAGCGACAAAAUAGCACGCUGGAACGUACUCGGAAUACAGGGGGCUUUAGGCUCAGCCUUUUUUCACCCGAUCUAUUUGAAAAAGAUAAUCAUCGGCGAAGUCCCGCUAGAUCUGCACGACGUCGUAAAGUCUGACUGUGAACGAGCGUUCUGGGGGCGUCUGCAAGAAAUCGAUGGCCUUCCCGAGGGAUACAAAUUGGGUCGGCCGGAAGUCCAGUUUACGUCGGUUGGGUUUAUCCAUUCAAGAUCAGCGCAAGAACAUUCUUCUCCUGCUCAAAGAUCGUGCAAUGAAUCUUUGACUUGGGUCGCAGACUCUGCGUCACCACAUGAGGUACUGAUAAACGGCCUCAAACGAGGCGUCUCUCCCAAACAUCGCUACAAGACGAUGUUCUGGCCCAGGCUCUCAAAGGUCUCCUUGUUUCACCUGUACAGAAAGACGAGGAGCAUAGAGAACCUGCCACUUGAAAGUGAAACAAUGACAUAUUACCAAGUGAAAGAGAGCAUGACCCAGUAUCAGAUGGCAAAAAACUGUUUGCUAGGGAAAGAUCGACCUUUUUCAGGGUGGAUUCGAAGUGGAGCUCGAUGGGAGAACUUCGGUACUAGUAGCGAUAACGGACAACAAAGUACUGACAUUACGAAUUAAACGCCAAAAAGAAAAGCAACGAAAGCGCAUGUAUGUAAGUAAGUGGAAUACAACGUGAUCAAUAGCUGGGGUAUAUAUUAAGAAACACAGCAAAUUGUUAUAUGUGACGUUCCAAGGCGUUUCCAAAACACCCAGAGAUACAAGG